GUGCAGAGAGACAGGCAGUGUGCAGAGAGACAGGCAGUGUGCGGAGAGACAGGCAGAGACAGAGAGACAGGCAGAGACAGAGAGACAGGCAGUGUGCAGAGAGACAGGCAGAGACAGAGAGACAGGCAGUGUGCAGAGAGACAGGCAGAGACAGAGAGACAGGCAGUGUGCAGAGAGACAGGCAGUGUGCGGAGCGGCCAGCAGACACACAGAGGACAGACAGACAGGCAGAGAGAGAGAGACAGACAGCUGUUUAUGUUACCGGUUCUCAGCCGUUAACCGACCUCAGUCUCGAUGGCGGCCCGUCGGUUGGUGGAGGUCUACCUGGACCUGCUGUCGCAGCCCUGCCGGGCGGUCCACAUCCUGCUCUCCUGUACCGGGAUCCCGCACACCGUCCGGACCGUGGCUCUACGGAAAGGAGAGAACAGGACUCCAGAAUUCACAAAGUUGAACCCGAUGCAGAAAGUUCCUGUAAUGGUGGACAACGGCUUCGUCCUCACAGAGAGUGAUGCCAUCCUGAAGUACCUGGUCACCAGGUACGAUGUCCCGGAGCAUUGGUAUCCACGGCAACCAGAGAGACGAGCCAGAGUGGACGAAUACACGGCCUGGCACCAUAGCAACACCCGACCUCACGCUGCUAGAGUCUUUAUACUGGAGGUGCUCCUCCCGGCUCAGUCCGGCUCUCCGGUGGACGAGGUGCGUUUGAAUCGUGCUCUCUCUGAGCUCGACGUCAGUCUGGACCGGUUGGAGACGGCGUUCCUGCGCAGACAGCCCUUCCUGUGCGGCGAUGACAUCACCGUGGCUGACCUGCUGGCCGUCUGUGAGCUCAUGCAGCCGCUGGGGGGGGGCAGAGACGUCCUGCAGCGGCGUCCUGAGCUGCAGCGCUGGAGGAGCAGAGUUCAGACAGCCGUCGGCGAGUCCUUCGACAGAGCUCACGCCGUCCUGUACGCCGUCAGAGAGCGCCGCAGCGCCAAGCUGUGACCUCACCACAGAGGGGCGGGGCCAAGAGACACCACAGCCUGAGGGAAGGAGGAGCCAAUCAGCAGCCAAUCAGCAGCCACAACCAGACGAAGAUAAUGAGGCGACGUUAACAAACCAUCACUGAUUGAUUAGAUUGAUCAGUUUCUGAUGCAUAAUCAAUGUUACUCUGCAGAUCAACAUCAGACUGUAGAUAAUCAAUAAUCAGAUUGAUCAGCUCUUUAAAUAAAGUUUAUUUUGUUUAUUUACUCGUUAGUCUGAUCUGUUGUUUCUGUGUAUUGAUCUGUUUCUGUGUAUUGAUCUGUUUCUGUGUAUUGAUCGGUUUCUGUGUAUUGAUCGGUUUCUGUGUAUUGAUCGGUUUCUGUGUAUUGAUCGAUCUACUUUGAGGAAUCUAAAAUAUAAAACAUGUUUAAAGUUAUUUCACUUUUGUUUACGACAUAAUUCCACAUGUGUUCAUUCAUAGUGUAAAUAAAGAAAAAACAUUAAAUGAGAAGGUGUCCAAA
Messenger RNA from Dicentrarchus labrax (European seabass), 1481 nucleotides. RefSeq names its product glutathione S-transferase theta 2 (gene gstt2). Bases 295 to 981 code for a protein of 228 amino acids. Gene Ontology annotation, cellular component: cytoplasm. Gene Ontology annotation, molecular function: glutathione transferase activity. The record is from RefSeq and is a predicted model, not a curated record. The transcript has 5 exons. Gene Ontology annotation, biological process: glutathione metabolic process. Lineage: Eukaryota; Metazoa; Chordata; Actinopteri; Moronidae.